Striga asiatica is the source of this 519-nucleotide messenger RNA. The record is from the annotation of a GenBank genome assembly. Lineage: Eukaryota; Viridiplantae; Streptophyta; Magnoliopsida; Lamiales; Orobanchaceae.
AUGCGGCCGCCACACUCCGACGCGGCCCCGCCGCCGAUCCCUCUGAGUCGAAACCCUCUCCGACAAAAUCUCGCUCAAAUAACGAUCCGAAAUCAGCAGAUUCUCACCCGAAUUAUUAUUAUUAUUAUUACUAUUUUUCUUCUUACCGCCGCUCCUCCUCUUCGCCGGCGCUCUCGAUCGCGGCGGCGCCGGCAUGAGGAAAUAAAUCUUCCCGCGCUGGAGCUCAGCGUCCGGCGGAACCACGACGAUCCUGCGGCCGGCGCCGCCGGCGGCGGACGGCGGCGGCGGCGAGGAGGAGGGCUUCUUGAGGACGUGCUUGGGGUGGAGCUUCAUGAUCUCGGCCGCGCUAACGGUGCCGCUGAUCUCCUCGACGCGGCCGUUGGCGUGAACGAUUCUGAUGACGUCGAGGGCCCCACACGGCAGAAUACACGAAAUGCAGCAUCUGAUCGCGAAGUGGAACAAAAGAGCUAUGCUUUGCGGGCCAUAUAUUAUUGGGAUUCUACCUCUCAUCUUAACUGA